UCUGGGAUUAGUAGUUCAUUCUCUCUUGUUGCAGGCUGCUGUUUGGAGGCUGCUGGGGUUGGCACGCAGGGACUGCUUGGCAGUCUUGUCUCAUUACUGGCACUGCCGUUCUCUGCUUGGUCUCCAAGACCCUUCUGCCAGAUGCACUGUGAACGCUUCAGCCUGUGAAUCUGUUUUGCAUCUCUAAUAUUUUAAUGUGGGUCCCAUUGCAAAGAGCCCUUCCAGUAAGUCUCAGGUUGGGCUGGGCAGUGCCAAGGAGCAAGAACAGUUGGAAGUUGGGAUCCAGGGGGGUUUCCCAUCUGCCCAGGGCCAUGAGGUUGGUCCAGUUCCAAGCCAAGGGAUCAACAGCCAACCCCCGGAUCGGGCUGGAAGAAAAAGAUGGAGGCAACGUGAUAGACCUGAACGCUUUUGAUCCAUCUCUGCCCAGGACCAUGAGGACAUUUCUGGAGGAAGGAGAUGCAGCAUUUGCUGUAGCUAAGAGAGCACAAGAGUCUGGCCAACACGUCCUGCCCCGUGCUGAAGUCUCCCUCUUGGCUCCCAUAACCAGUCCUGAUAAAGUGAUCUGCGUGGGAAUGAACUAUGUGGACCACUGCUUGGAGCAGAAUGUAAAAAUCCCCAAGGAACCCAUCAUCUUCAGCAAGUUCCCCAGCUCCAUUGUGGGACCCUAUGAUGAGAUCAUCCUUCCAGCAGAGAGCCAAAAAGUAGACUGGGAAGUGGAGCUGGCCUUUGUCAUUGGGAAGAAAGGAAAGAACAUCCAGGAGCCGGAUGCCAUGAGCCAUGUUGCAGGGUUCACCGUUGCCCACGAUGUGAGUGCCAGAGACUGGCAGAUGGAGAAGAAUGGGAAGCAGUGGCUUCUGGGAAAAACGUUUGAUACCUUCUGCCCUCUGGGACCAGCUCUGGUUACCAAGAACUCCGUGUCAGACCCCCAUAACCUGGGGAUCCGCUGCAGACUGAAUGGGGAGCUUGUCCAAAACAGCAGCACCAACCAGAUGAUCUUCAAGACAGAGGCGCUCAUCGCGUGGGUCUCCAAGUUUGUCACCCUGUUUCCAGGAGACAUUUUCCUCACAGGGACUCCCCCAGGUGUUGGAGUUUUCCGAAAGCCUCCAGUGUUCCUGAAGGUGAGUGCUGUUCUCAGUGGAGCAUGGGUGACAUAAUAGCCUGUGGAGACUCUUACAAUAGAAUCGAGGGGGGGGGGGUAUAUAAGUGACAGCUGGGCAUUGCCCAGCCCCGCCACCUCCAAAGAGGUUUGCAGCACUGCACCCAAAAAGAAAACAAGGAAUAUUCCCCACGGGCAGUAAAAAGUGCCUAUGGAGCUGGCAAUGCCCUUAAUAGGGAAUACGUUUCUGUGUUCAAACUAAAAUGACACAUUGAUGGUUUUGAAUAACCAUAACAGUUUCAGCUCUGAACACCUGUGAUUUAUUCCUUAAGAGUAAGUAUUUCUGCAGCCUACGAAGUGGACCACUGCAAAUGGUCUUUACUGUGUCUCUAUUUUGUGAUGGAACCUUUUCAUGACCUUGAAUGGGCACGUUUAUGAUGCUUUGAAACCUGUUCCAUUUUGGGGGAUAUUUUUGAAGAGUGGGAGAUCAAACAAUCUCUGGUGUAGGGGAGUUGGACUUGCCAGAUCCUACUGUUAACUGCAUGUGCCAUCCCCAACAGGGAGACUAACCCUAUUUUCUGUACCGCAGACAGGAGACGAAGUGCAGUGCGAGAUUGACGAACUGGGAAUAAUCCGAAACAAGGUGGUAUGACUGGUUCACAUCUGGAACAGCUGCAGCUACAAAUGCCUUAAUACUAAUUUCUAAUCAGGAGCACAGAUUGAUCUGAAGUCUCCUUAAAGGGCUUAACUGAUGGACAGCCUCUUCUAACACUACUCAUAGCCACAGGACUGAAGAGCCAGCCAGGCACAGAUCAUGUCCCAGUCUGGACACUUCUAUGAAUAGCAGAGAUUAAAGAGAGUACACAUGAAGGUGUGUAAAUAUGA
Molecule: messenger RNA, 1981 nt
Organism: Sphaerodactylus townsendi
Lineage: Eukaryota; Metazoa; Chordata; Lepidosauria; Squamata; Sphaerodactylidae
Product: fumarylacetoacetate hydrolase domain-containing protein 2-like
Exons: 9
Coding region: 195-1154 (319 amino acids)
Molecular function (GO): hydro-lyase activity
Source: RefSeq, a predicted model, not a curated record